Messenger RNA from Galleria mellonella (greater wax moth), 859 nucleotides. Its product is annotated as chorion class B protein B.L1-like. The record is from RefSeq and is a predicted model, not a curated record. The transcript has 2 exons. Gene Ontology annotation, cellular component: egg chorion. Lineage: Eukaryota; Metazoa; Arthropoda; Insecta; Lepidoptera; Pyralidae. Bases 64 to 801 code for a protein of 245 amino acids. Gene Ontology annotation, molecular function: structural constituent of egg chorion. Gene Ontology annotation, biological process: chorion-containing eggshell formation; multicellular organism development.
UAAAUACACAGAAGUCUAUCGCAGUAUCAUUAUAUUGAGUGGAUACAUCAAUAAUAUAGAAAAAUGGCAGUCAAAACUAUUGUCCUCUGCGCUCAGGUCCUUCUCGUUCAGUCGGUGUUUGGAAAAACGAUCUACAAUGGAAACCUACCGUUACCCUUCUCUAGUGCAAGCGGUGCUACGGUGGUCGAAAACACCGUCACUGUUAGUAACAAUGCAAUUGGCGGUAUAGGCUUGGCCAACAAUGGUCUAUUGGGUACUGGACUCGGCUUGACCAACGCUGGAUUAAUCGGCUCUGGAGUCGGCUUGGCCAACACUGGAUUGAUCGGCUCUGGAAUUGGUUUGGCCAAUACUGGAUUAAUUGGCUCUGGAGUCGGUUUGGCCAACACUGGAAUUGUAGGCACUGGAGUCGGUUUGGCCAACACUGGAUUGAUCGGUAACGCCAUACUGCCUACUCCCGCCCCUGGAUUCCUCGACUUUGCCACAAUCACCGCUAGAGACAAUCUCCCCGUCUUCAGCUUCUCUCCCAUUGCACCAACUGGUAUCACUGUUGUGUCGGAGAACAUCAUCGAAGGACCAAUAACAGUCGCUGGACAGUUACCGUUCCUGAGCGCUGUAGCGUUCGAAGGUGCUCUGCCGUCUGAAGGCGCGGGCGCUGCUGGUUGCGGUUGCGGCAAUGGUAACAUUGGCAUCAUCAGCGAGAGCUAUGAGCCUAUUCCCCCUGCUCUGGGUGGACUCGGUUAUGGUAAAGGACUUGGGCUUGGAGCCGGUUACGGUCCUGUAGCUGGACGCCUGGCUUAUUAAAUUAAUUCACCACGAUCUGAGCAUUACAAUAAUAAAUAAAUUUGAUUCUGCAAUCAAU